GCUUAAGUAAAGUAUCUCAGAAGACAAUGCAAUAACAGACACUAAAUAUGUUUUCCUCGAUUCUAAAUUCAAACUUCUGAAACAAAACCCUAACAAGAACCACAACUCAGAUUUUAACCUCUUCCUCUUUUCCGGUGAAUUAGGGUUUUUAAGCACCUCCACAUAUAUUUUCUUACAGAAAUCCCACUGUGUUUUUUUAGGGUUAUGUAUAACGUUUCUUCAAUGGACAUCGACGCAGACAUUGCGCACUGGAUGCUGGAUUACCUGCUCAGACAACCGCUGGAGGAGUGGAAAUUGAGUGCCUUGAUCGACGCACUGCCUCUGUCUAACACAGACACGAACACUAGGUUGGAAAGGCUGAUUUUACUGAAACAAUUGGAAUAUAAAGCGGCGCGUUUUCCAGUUUCUCGAAGCACGCUUGUACUGUUCGAACAACUGGAGGAGUUGGAUUCCAGACAGGGUAACAUGAAAGUCUCGGAUGGGAUGAAGCAUGCCUAUUGUGCUGUGGCAGUGAAUUGGACGAUGGAGGGGGCAAUAUGCCAAAUCGAGUUUUUUCAUGCAGUAACGGGUCUGAUGGAGAGGAUAGAAAUGAUGGAGAAGCAUGUAGAAAGGAACGGGGCUUUGUGUUCUGAAGAGCUUUCGGAAUGGAUAAAAGACAUCAAAGCUUCCAUGUGGAAUGCCCAUCUUUUCAAGAGCAUCAUGAAGAAGGUGGAGGGUCUUGAUGUUCUUGAUGCAGUUAGGGUUUUUGUGAAGGGGGAGAGGGAGAAGAUGGGCCCUCCGUUGCUGGAGUUGGUGAAGAAACUGAAGGAUGAUGAAUAUGUUAUGGAAUUUCUACGUGGAAAAGCGAAAAUUGUCGAUCCUGAUUCUGGUGAUGAAAAUGCAAUGGGGCCAUCAUAUGAGACGAGCUGCAAAUCGCCAAUGAGCGAAGAAGUUCGUAUUGUUCGGCGAGCCCUUCAUAAGAGUUUAUUGGAUCUUGAAGCAGUCGUGAAGGAUCCCCUUCCCGAAGCAUUGAAAUAUUCUGCUGAAGUCAUGGCUAAAUUCAUGGCCCGUACUGGUGGAAGAAACAUGGCUCAAGAAGAAAACAUGAAUCAGGAUACUGUAAAAGAAAAUGCUGAAUCCAUGGCUGGUACUAGUGCGAGGGAGAUGCCCGGAAAAGAGAAUCAUCUCGAAUUGAACCAAAUUGAUGUGGUAGGUGAUGGAAAUGUUCAAGCUACUACUGGUAUUGACAAGGGCAAUGUCCGUAGACCAAGUUUGAUGGAAAGGAACAAAUCUGCUCGUACCUCUGAGUGGACUGAAUAUGAACCUGAAGAAGAGCAAGGGUCGAGGUUACCUAGCCCAAGGACGACAAAGAAUGCUCCUAACAAACCUGGAAAGGAAAAUGGAAAGGAUAGGAGAAUACGCCGGCUCUGGACUUCUGCUGAAGAGAAAGCUUUCGAGACUGCAGUAGAGAAUCUUGGAGUAGAGAAGCCUGGAAGCAUACAUUGGAGGGCUAUAGCUACCGAGUACAGUGACACAAUUCAAGAUAGAACUGCCGAGGAUUUGCGGUACAAGUGGAGAAACAUGACGAAAGCGAAAGCAAAAAGAUACGGUUGAUUUACGGUUAAUAUGGUCUUUUUUACAUGGAACAAGUAUCCAUAUGUGUCAAGCUUCGUGCCAGACGGAAAGAAGGACUUUAGAACAGGCCUUAAAAACACUCUCUGUUGAACUUAGCCCGUCGAAGAAAAAUCUCCAUCCCUGAAGUUUAGAGCAGAACACGUUCUGAUCCGUCUAGAAGGAACGUUAUCGUGAUAUUAUUACCAGGAGCCUUUCUAUUACAUUGUAUAAGCAUGUAUAACAAUUUUGGUAUAGUAGAAUUGGCAGGAGCAGAUGUAAUUGAAUAGAUAAACCAAGUUGUUGGACGAACAAGCAAAGCAAGCAGAUGGAUAGGCAUCACGACAAACCUUCAAUUUCGAGACACAAAUUAAAUCAAAGCAAGCAGAUGGAUUUUACUUGAAUCUAAUUA
Erythranthe guttata (spotted monkey flower) is the source of this 2002-nucleotide messenger RNA. RefSeq lists its product as uncharacterized. Lineage: Eukaryota; Viridiplantae; Streptophyta; Magnoliopsida; Lamiales; Phrymaceae. The record is from RefSeq and is a predicted model, not a curated record.